Papaver somniferum (opium poppy) is the source of this 1512-nucleotide messenger RNA. Its product is annotated as probable WRKY transcription factor 49. Gene Ontology annotation, biological process: regulation of DNA-templated transcription. Lineage: Eukaryota; Viridiplantae; Streptophyta; Magnoliopsida; Ranunculales; Papaveraceae. The transcript is spliced from 3 exons. The record is from RefSeq and is a predicted model, not a curated record. Gene Ontology annotation, molecular function: sequence-specific DNA binding; DNA-binding transcription factor activity. Bases 359 to 1345 code for a protein of 328 amino acids.
ACUAGGUCCAUUCUUAAUUGGAUCAGUCCAUGUACCUAAUUACAUUUCUAACAGUUAGAAUAAGUUACAACCGUGAACUUCAUUAACUAGAAAUGUGGGUUUGCGUUACCCAAAAGCUACAGAAUUACGUUAAGACUAUAUAAACUAGUUACCUGGCACUGGUUCAAAGAAAAUAAGACAGUUCAACACGUAAACAUCCAUCUCUUCGCUAUCUACUCCACAGUCUCUCUUUCUCUGUGUAUUAUCUUUUAAAUUAAACAUUCCAUUUCUUUCAUCAUCUUUACUUAUACUACCAUCGAUACUUCUUUUUUUUCUGGUAAUGCUAUGAAUUUUAUACGUUAAGUUGAAGAUCAUCGUAAUGGAGGAAUAUUUACUCAGCGCAGCAACUAAUUGGUUUGAUGGGUCAACAGAAGAUGAUGCCGAGUUAGUAAGAGAGCUUCUUGAUAAUGAAUCACCUUUCUUUAUGUUACCCGACUUCUUAGAUUCUAGUCAAACCGAACGAAGUUUUUCAUCAGCGGAGAAACCAACACCGGUUAAUCCUUUAGUUUCGAAGGCUAAUGUUCACUACUCAGGGCCAACUAUUGGAGAUAUUGAGACAGCGCUGUCAUUCACAAAUCAUCACCAGCAGCAACACAAUGAUGACUCCAGUGACAUGAGCAUCUCACGCAACGGGUUUUCGAUAAUAGAGAAGGGUUUGAGUAAGGUUGAUAAUAAGUAUACGUUAAAAAUCAAAAGUUGUGGAGAUGGACUGAGUGAUGAUGGUUAUAAAUGGAGAAAAUAUGGGCAAAAAUCAAUCAAAAACAGCCCUAAUCCAAGGAAUUAUUAUAGGUGUACAAACCCAAGGUGCAGCGCCAAGAAGCAGGUGGAACGAUCGAGGGAGGACCCGGAGACGCUUAUCAUAACCUAUGAAGGGCUCCACCUCCAUUUUGCCUACUCCCAUUUCAUACCAACCAAAUCUCACACCAACAUCACCCCCCCUGCUGCCACCGCCACUACCAACCCUCACCCACCUUCCAAAAAAUCCAAGACGAACAGCAGCGUUUCUCAGGUAGAAGACGAUCAAGUACUUAAAGCUCAAUAUUUGGUGGACCUGGCAAACUCAGACGCAGUUUACAUAGCGCCUCCAGAAGAUAUAUUUCAACAGCCGGGCGGUAUAUGUUCACAAGGUUUGCUUGAAGAUAUGGUACCUUUGAUGAUAAGAAACCCAUCCAACAAUACCAACACUUCAUAUUCAAAUUCUUCUUAUUCAUCCUCCUCUCCGUCUUCAUGUUCUUCCUUUUCCUGGUCACCUAAUAGUUCUUAUUAUGAUUUUGAUAUUGGAAGUGCUGUUUCUAGAGCCACCUAAGCAUUCGUUAUUUUCUUCUUCCUCCUCUUCUUUUUUCAUCAGUUUAGUUAUAGAUAACAAGUGGUUCUUCUAAUAAUAAUGAUGUAAAGCUCGGAUGUAAGGAAACGAUUAUGAAUGGAUCUAUGAUUGGUAAUAGUUGCAGAGUUUAUGAAACUGUGUUUCCAGUG